Messenger RNA from Boleophthalmus pectinirostris (great blue-spotted mudskipper), 2005 nucleotides. RefSeq lists its product as uncharacterized. Bases 15 to 1439 code for a protein of 474 amino acids. Gene Ontology annotation, molecular function: interleukin-17 receptor activity. NCBI's taxonomy places the organism in Eukaryota, Metazoa, Chordata, Actinopteri, Gobiiformes, Gobiidae. The record is from RefSeq and is a predicted model, not a curated record. The transcript has 12 exons.
GGUGUGGCCGGAUCAUGAGCAGAGCGGCCGGGCGGGGUUUGGCAGAGAGCGCCGAUCUGGAGAACCUUAAACCGGACCCCGGGAGGAUGCGCUGCACUGACUGGAGAGCUGAGCAGGAGGGCACUGAACGGAUGGAGAUGAUGUGGGGUGUUUUGGUGAUUUUGCUGUGUGGAUCACUCGCAUCUGGAGUGUCUGUGAACGAAAUAAGUUUGAUCUGUGAUGAUUAUUCUGGCGAAAUCCCAGAGAGUGACACCUACGCCCCGUCUCUGCUGGUCGACCUGAAGGCCACAGCAACACUGGACCAAGGGCACUAUCUGUUUAAUAUCAGCUGGGCCAUUGCAGUAGACAGUACUCUCAAAUACGUCAAAGGCAUCAUCAUCCUCGUCACAGGAAACGUUAUGUUGAAAUGUGAAUAUGAUCCACCUUUGAAAGAACUCAAGCUCCCAAAUGAUCAGGAAGAACCAAUUUGGUUCCACCACUCUGUUUACGCAUUCUACGCUCCUCAGCCCUUCAUCGUCCAAGCCAAAAACAUUCCUCAGCAACCGGUGGACCACGACAUACCGUACAGAUAUGUGACGGUGUAUCCGCCGAGAAGACCAGAUCCCACACAUGGUCCUGAAGUACCUGUCCUGUCUACACUUACCACCCCAGUCCCGUCUGUUCUCAUCCCUACGGAGUCUUCGUCUGCUCCCAUUGGCGGUUGGUUGUUCAUCUGUGGAGGCUUGGCACUCUGUGUAGUGCUCCUACUCUUUGGAUGUGUCACAUACAAAGCGUGUGGUGCCCGCCUCGCCGUGGAAUAUAAGAAGAUGGGCCCGGGGGCGAUGGUUCCGCUCGUGCCCGUGCUGGUGGUGUACCCGGCGGGCAGCACGCAGUUCCAGCGGGCGGUGGGCGCUCUGGUGGAGUUCCUGCAGCAGUACGGAGGCUGCAUCGUGGCCGUGGACAUGUGGCAGCAGGGGAGCGUGGCCAGUCUGGGCCCCAUGCGCUGGCUCCUGGAGCAGGUCCAGGCGGCGCGCACCGUGCUCAUCGUGGCUCCACAGCCUCGGUCCAUCCCCGGAGCCAGCAUCCCCGCAGCAGCCCAGGACCUGUACCCCCUGGCCCUGAACCUAGUGGCGGGUCAGGCGAAGGACAGUUCGAAGCUGGCCAAGUUCUGGGUUGUGCGUUUCGGGGAGAGCGCCGCUGUGGCCCCGGAGCUGAAGGCCUGUCAAGCGUUUUGUCUGACGAAGGAUCUGAACAAGCUGUGCAGACGUCUCCACCAAAACGAAGGGAACGGCGGCGUAACGGUGGCCAACGUCCUGCUGCGCGGAAACUUCUGCAGCGGACGGAGCGCGGAGAAGCUCGCUGCCGCUGUACAGGAUUUAAACGAACGGCACGCGGAGUGGGCUGAUCUCACUUCGGGACCUCACAUUCGUUCGUGGGGACGUGGGCACUUGAGCGGGUGAUCAUUUUGUGCACUUUUGGAUUUUUUUUUCCACUUUUAAACUGAUGAACAUUCCUCCAUAAAGAUACACACAUACACCCAGCAUCAUGUCACUGUAAAGCAUCAAUAAACUGUAUAAAAUAUGUUCUACAAUUUCAUGAAGUUCAGAUAUGAGGGCAAGGGCUCAUGUAAUUCAGCGUUAACAUGCACACGAGUCUUAACCCGGUUAUCACAUGAUUCUGGAUAUGAUGAAAACCUCAACUUUAUUAAUUAAUAAAACAUACUUAUAUUGAUAUAUGUGUAAAAUAAAACACAUGUAGCUUCUUAGUGGUCCCAAAAUGGAAGGAAAAAACACUGUUGCAUGUCCAAAACUGUGGAAUGUACCUUCUAUUUUUUAAAUCGGCUUUUAAAAUUCAGCUCUUCUACAGACGUUUACAGUGUUCAAUGUGUUUUUAUGUGUUUAUAUUUUUUGCUUUCUGUUUGUUUUUUAUCGUCUUUUGUAAUUAUUGCUGUGUACUGCACUUUAAUCCGAUGCUUUGUUUUUAAAGUGUAUUAGAAAUAAAGUUGGAUUAUAGGCAUUUCUCAAAA